Molecule: messenger RNA, 2325 nt
Organism: Zea mays
Lineage: Eukaryota; Viridiplantae; Streptophyta; Magnoliopsida; Poales; Poaceae
Product: putative proline-rich receptor-like protein kinase PERK6
Exons: 3
Coding region: 358-2031 (557 amino acids)
Biological process (GO): protein phosphorylation
Molecular function (GO): ATP binding; protein kinase activity
Source: RefSeq, a predicted model, not a curated record
GUCUCGUAGCUAGGAUCAUGCAGCAGGGAUGUGUGGGUUGUAUUUGGAGUUGGUGGCUAAAAAUGGGAGAUAAAAGGGAGACAGAGAUGUGGUGGUAGUUGAAUGGCGCUACGGAAGAUGCGCAUGAUGCCUUCUUCCCUCCCUCAUUCUCGCUCGCCCCCAUUCCACCUUCGACGACCCCUUUCUCCUUCUCCCUCCUCAAUCACCUGCAGCGAAAAGGAAAAGGGUGUCAGACCGUAACUAAGAGCUAUUUAGCAAUAAUACAUACAUAGCUAUACCCUCUUUAGGUCAAGAGGGUGGAGUUCUCCUUAUUCGGAGGAAGAGCUCCAUCCUCAUUCUACAAGACCAAACCAAUAAAUGGCCUCUAGCCCACAGUCCUCGCCAUCAUCCUCCAAGAAGUCGCCGCCACCACAAGAAGCAUCAGCUUUGGCGCCAAAAUCAUCUUCAAAGUCACCCUCGCCACCAAAGGGUGAAUCAAAUUCAUCUCCCAGUCCCCCAUCGAAAUCGUCCCUGUCACCACCGCCACGACCAAAGAAAAGUGCUAGUACAUCUAGCUCUAAAGAUGGGAAGACGAAGAAGUCGUCUUCAUCGUCUUCAUCGUCGGAUAAUACAGCCGCUGUGAUCACCGGCGUGGUGCUUGGGGUGGUGGGCUUCGCUCUGCUCUUGUCCAUCGUGGCGUGCGUGUGCUGCGCCAAGAAGAAGAAGAAACGUCCGCCCCCAAUGAACAUGCCCUUCUACACCGACGAGAAAGGCAAUGUGUAUUACCCCAACGCUGGUCUGCCGCCUAUGUGGCAGCAAUAUGGCAGCAACGGCAGCAUCCCUCCGCCGGGAUGGCACCAUCACGGCGGCGGGAACCCGCUGUCGCCAUCGCUGGGCUCGAUGGCGGCGCCCCUGAGCGGCGAGAUGUACUCGUCCGGCCCCCACGGGCCUCCCCUCCCCCCACCUUCGCCGAACGUGGCGCUGGGGUUCUCCAAGAGCUCCUUCUCGUACGAGGAGCUAGCGGCAGCGACGUCGGGCUUCUCGUCGGCGAACCUGCUGGGGCAGGGCGGGUUCGGGUACGUGUACAAGGGCGUGCUCGCCGGCAGCGGGAAGGAGGUGGCGGUGAAGCAGCUCAAGUCCGGGAGCGGGCAGGGGGAGCGCGAGUUCCAGGCGGAGGUGGAGAUCAUCAGCCGCGUGCACCACCGUCACCUGGUGUCGCUCGUGGGCUACUGCAUCGCGGGCAACCAGCGCAUGCUCGUCUACGAGUUCGUGGCCAACAACACGCUGGAGCACCAUCUGUACGCCAAGGACGGCCCUGUCAUGGACUGGAGCACCCGCAUGAAGAUCGCGCUCGGCUCCGCCAAGGGCCUCGCCUACCUCCACGAGGACUGCCAUCCUCGGAUCAUCCACCGCGACAUCAAGGCCGCCAACAUCCUGCUGGACAACAACUUCGAGGCCAUGGUGGCGGACUUCGGGCUGGCCAAGCUCACGACGGACACCAACACGCACGUCUCCACGCGCGUCAUGGGCACCUUCGGCUACCUGGCGCCGGAGUACGCGUCCAGCGGCAAGCUCACGGACAGGUCGGACGUCUUCUCCUUCGGCGUCAUGCUGCUGGAGCUGCUCACGGGGCGCCGCCCCAUCGAUACCACCAACUACAUGGAGGACAGCCUCGUGGACUGGGCGCGCCCGCUGCUGAGCGCCGCGCUGGCGGGGGAGACGGGCUUCGCCGAGCUCGUCGACCCCCGUCUGGGAGGCGAGUACUCCGUCGUCGAGGUGGAGCGCUUGGCGGCCUGCGCCGCCGCCAGCACCCGCCACUCGGCCAAGCGCCGCCCCAAGAUGAGCCAGAUCGUGCGCGCGCUGGAGGGCGACGCAUCGCUGGAGGAUCUGCACCAGGACGGCGGCAAGCCCGGGCAGAGCGUGCUCUUCUCCGGCGGUGGCUCCGACAACAUCUCCCGCCUAAGGCAGCUCGCCUUCGACAGCGGCGACUACUCGGACUACAGCACCGACUCCUCCACCGGUGGUGGUGGCCGACCGCCGCGCAGGCCAUGAUGAUUUAUCAACUUGACAACUUAUUACUAGCACAAAUUGAAGCUACAGUCUAUACACACAUGCAAAUUAGAUUGAGCGAGGGAGAUCGAGAGAGAGCUCUUAACUAAUUUGAGGGCGAUCUAUAGUUAAGCUAUGGCAGCAAGUGGCGAUCGAUGUGGAGAUCCAUGGUUCAUGUAAUUAUAUUAUUGCUGUGCUUGUGAUAUACACAUGCAUGGAUUUUUACUGGACUGGAUCCUCGAUGGUUAUACGUACGUACGUACGCAGGAUCAAAGGCGGAACUCAUACCCUCUUCCA